This is a messenger RNA of Onthophagus taurus, 1662 nucleotides long. NCBI's taxonomy places the organism in Eukaryota, Metazoa, Arthropoda, Insecta, Coleoptera, Scarabaeidae. The record is from RefSeq and is a predicted model, not a curated record.
AUGGAGAAGAAAUACCAAGGAAAUGCAGAAUGCAAAUUGUGUAAAGCGUUACUUAGCUAUAAAUCCACAUCAAACAAUUUACGAAAACAUUUGAUGCGAAAACAUCCCACAAUUAGCUUAACUGAAGAGACAACAUCGCUUACUAAAUCACUAGUGAAUGUAGAAGAUAUAUCUGAUCAAACACAACAUGUAAGACCAGGUCCGUCUAGGUCACAUGUCGGUCAGGCCACUCUUUCAACAUAUGUACGAAAAAAAAAUCCUAGUGGUUCAAAAAAGAGAAUGGAUGAAGCACUCUUACUUCUCUUUAUUCAAGAUCUUCAGCCAUUCACCAUAGUAGAGGAUGUUGGUUUUAAAAAAUUUAUUUCUGCUAUUAAUCCAGAUUACCAGUUGCCAUCAAAAAAAUAUAUAACUCAAACGGUUUUACCAGGUGCCUAUGAAAUGGCUUACAAUAAUUUAAAGGAGUUAAAUAACAUCAAAGCAGUUUGUUUAACUACCGAUACAUGGACUUCCAGAAAUACAACUUGUUUUCUGAGUCUAACCGCCCAUUACAUUACCAAUGACUACGAAUUACAUAAUGCUGCCAACAUAAAAAAAGCUAUUAUAGAUGACCUGCAAUUAAAUCACUUCAGAUGUUACGCACAUACAUUAAAUUUAGUUGCAAAAAAAGGGAUAAAUAACAUCGAAUUGAUAACAAGCAAAUUACGCGUCAUUAUUGGUCAUUUCAAAAGAAGUACAUCGGAUAACGAAAAAUUUUUUAUUCAGCAACGACAACCAUACCCUAAUAAAAAUCCAAGGAAACUGAUCCAAGAUGUGGUAACAAGAUGGAAUUCCACAUUCUAUAUGCUAGAACGUUUUUGUGAAUUGGAAGAAGCUAUUCGAACCACCAUAUCAUUAAUUAAAAAGGAAUUAUCAGUAAUUACUUCAGACGAAUGGGAUAUCAUCAAAGAAUUGGUAACAAUUUUAAAACCACUAGAAAAUGUGACCAACAUUAUUUGUGGUGAAAAGUACGUAACAGCGUCUUUAGCAGUUGUACUAACGGACGGUUUGUUAGCAACUUACACUGACUUUAAAAAUCAAGAUUUUACUGACGUUAUCAUUAGCGUGGUUAAAUCUAUACUAAAUGGCUUAUAUGUUAAACUGAACAACUUAGAAGAUAAUAAUUCAUUGGCACUUGCCUUGUUACUAGAUCCACGAUUUAAAACUUUAGGGUUUAGUAACAGCGUAUCUGUGGAAACAGCAACAAAUCUAUUGCAAUCAUUGGUAGCUCAAUCAAUUGCCGAUAGCAAUACCAAUAAAAAAAAUAUCACACACAAACCAAUAAAUGUUGAUCCUCAUUCAAUAUGGAAAACUUUUGAAAAGCAGCUCAUAAAGCAACAGCCGGUAGCUGGUAAUUCAUCACAAGCAAUAAUUGAAGUGCAAAGAUAUAUUGAGUUACCUACAAUAGAAAGAACAGAAAAUUCCUUAGUUUGGUGGAACAAGAAUUUUCAUAAUUUUCCGAAUAUUGCUAACGUUCUUCAGCAGAAAUGUAUUACUGUGGCAACAUCUGUUCCAUCCGAACGAAUAUUUUCGAAAUCGGGUUUUAUAUUGUCAGAUAGACGAAACAGACUCGGCGAAAAAAAUUUAGAAAAAAUAUUGUUUUUAAAUAGUAACCUCAAGAUGUAA